CCCACCUCUGUUACAUGGUCCUAUUUUCCCAUGGUUUAAGUUGAUGCGUCACCACUUCAGUGCACUGACUUGAAUUGAAUGACUUCAUGGUGAAAGUAUUUUUUGGCAGUGUUCUUACAGGGCGGAUGUCAUGGACUAUGAUUUCUGUGCUGCACAUUUCUCUGCAGCACUUCUCCUGAAGAAUGCUAUCUCACCGGAUUUCAGGAAGACCGUGUGGAGAAGUUUAUGCUCGCUCAUGCAGAAAAAGGACUUGGAUAGAGCGGGAAGAUGCCCAUGUGCAUAAUUUGUCAACUGUGACCAUCAUGCUCCAGAUGUGUGUGAUCUUCUGUUUGCUGUCCGCUGUCCUCUCCCAGUCAACAUCCUCCUUACCCAAGAAGGGUCGUAACUUCACCAUCCACUCCUCACAGCUGGUCUGCAGUCUGCCAGGUCAAGCUGGGCCACCGGGGAACCCAGGAGCCCCUGGAUCACCAGGGGCUAUGGGCCCGAUGGGACCCCCUGGGAAGGACGGCCCAGAUGGGAUGGAUGGAGAGAAAGGAGAAAAGGGAGAUGGGGGUGAUCCAGGGAGGACUGGGAAUCCAGGCAAACCAGGUGUCAAAGGGCGUGAAGGUGUCAUCGGUAAGGCUGGACUUAGAGGACUUAAGGGGCACAGGGGGUCCCCAGGGACAGCUGGAAAACGAGGUGAAAAAGGAGAGCACGGGGACAUGGGUGGGCAAGGGGAAACUGGAGGCUGUAACUGCGGUAGGGCAGCUCGAGUGGCCUUCUCUGUGGCCGUGACCAAGAGUUACCCCAAAGAGAGACUGCCCAUCCGCUUCAGCCGGAUCCUGCUGAACGAGGGGAAUCACUACAACGCCAGCAGUGGGAAGUUUGUCUGUACCAUCCCCGGAGUGUAUUAUUUCACAUAUGACAUCACUCUUGCUAAUAAGCACUUGGCCAUCGGGCUUGUACACAAUGGGCAGUACAAGAUCAAGACCUUUGAUGCAAACACAGGAAACCAUGAUGUGGCAUCUGGUUCAACUGUUCUCCAACUGCAGGAGUCAGACCAGGUGUGGCUACAGAUCUUCUACUCAGAGCAGAACGGACUCUUCUUUGACCCUUUCUGGACGGACAGCACCUUUACAGGCUUCCUUAUUUACCCUGACCAGGACUAUCUUAAUGAGGCUGAAAGAAAAGCUAAUGCUCAGGGUGACAGUUAAUACCCUCAUCCUGAUACAGUUUUAUUUAUUGCCUUAAUAUUAGGUGGAAACAUGAAAAAUCCCAUUUGAAGUCUGUCCCCCACGGGUAGGCCCAAGUGUAAUUUGGUUGUUCACAUGUGGUGACACAAGGGGGCGCACAAGGAGAGAAAAAGCCAAAGUUGGGAAAAUUAAAUUUUUAUCAUGGAGUAACCUUUUGUUUUUAUGGUGUCCUUAAAGUUUUUACAAGUUUGACCAAUAAGAAACAGGAUUAUUUGAGUUCCUUUUGUUCCCCAGUUUACCUUACAGGAGCUCUAUGUUUAUGUUGCCUCAGUUUUUAUUUGUUGGACACUAACACAUAUUCUGUCCCAUGUUCGAAUGCACAAAGAAGAUUUUGUAUUUUGUAGACUCUUCCCAUCUUGUCAUUUUUGAUGAUAAGACGAGGAAGGUAAAAAGAAGGGAGAAGAAAGGAAGAAAGAUACUUCUGUUCUGCAUGUCUAUUUUCAUCCUGUUGGCAUAACUUUUUUUAUUUAAUCAUUUGGAAACUGUUUCUAUUGCACUCUUCUGUUGUUUCAAGGUUGACCAUGAUCUGUCUUCAGGCUUACAGGUGCAAGUGUUAAACUCAGAUUAAAAGGAAGAACAAAGAUCAUG
This is a messenger RNA of Notolabrus celidotus (New Zealand spotty), 1820 nucleotides long. It is a transcript of the gene c1qtnf2, whose product is annotated as C1q and TNF related 2. NCBI's taxonomy places the organism in Eukaryota, Metazoa, Chordata, Actinopteri, Labriformes, Labridae. Bases 183 to 1193 code for a protein of 336 amino acids. The record is from RefSeq and is a predicted model, not a curated record. The transcript has 3 exons. Gene Ontology annotation, molecular function: protein binding.